Molecule: messenger RNA, 2156 nt
Organism: Microplitis mediator
Lineage: Eukaryota; Metazoa; Arthropoda; Insecta; Hymenoptera; Braconidae
Gene: ClpX
Product: ATP-dependent Clp protease ATP-binding subunit clpX-like, mitochondrial
Exons: 7
Coding region: 239-2032 (597 amino acids)
Biological process (GO): protein catabolic process; proteolysis
Cellular component (GO): mitochondrial matrix
Molecular function (GO): ATP binding; zinc ion binding; protein dimerization activity
Source: RefSeq, a predicted model, not a curated record
AAGCAGUGCUAUAUAUUUAUAUAUAUAAAUGAUUUAGUGUUUAUUCUGCAUUCUGUUCUUGAAAAGAAGUAAAAUUAGUCUUAAUUUAUCAAAGAUCGAGAUCGGGGGAAUCGGGAGACAUUGGCUCAGCAUCAUUAUUUGUUUAUUCAACGUCAAGAUUUACUGAUAUCACAUUGGUUGGUGAUUUGUCUUGUAUUUGUUUUAUUUACUGCCACAUUAAAAACAUAACAGCUUAACAAUGAGCUGUAUAAGGUGCUGUUUGUAUAAUACAAGAUCUCUAGUAUCAGCGAAUCAUGUUACGAAUCACGUGCAAAAAAUAGUACGAGUUGUAGCAGCAAGAUCAUUAUCGACAACUUGUGUAUUAUCUAAAGCGCCUAGUGAACCAACACCGCCUAAUAAAGAUAUUGGUACUACAGCAGGUAGUGGAAAUGGAAAUGGCAAAGGAGGUGGUGGAGGAAAAAAAAAUACAUUAACAUGUCCAAAGUGUGGGGAUCCUUGUACACAUGUUGAAACGUUCGUAUCGUCAACGAGAUUCGUAAAAUGCGAAAAGUGUUCCCAUUUCUUUGUGGUAUUGUCAGAAAUUGACUCAAAAAGAAGUCUUAAAGAAACAUCAAGAAGUGAUGACUCUAAACAAGGAUUCUACAGGAAACCUCCACCACCUCCGAAAAAAAUAUUUGAAUACUUGAAUAAGCAUGUGAUAGGUCAGGAAUACGCUAAAAAAGUUUUAAGCGUAGCAGUGUACAAUCACUAUAAACGUAUUCACAAUAAUCUUCCACCUCAGAAUUCAAUGCAAGCCGGCUCUAACCAAGUUGGACCACAAGAACUCAACUAUCCAUUUACUCACAGAGGUCUUAAACCGCAUUUACUUCACGUAUCGAGCUUGGGAAAUCCAUUGAGUGUUGGUCUUCAACAUCCGCCUGGUAGUACCGACCAACAAAAGGCCAGUGCUAACCAAUCAGUCCCUGGUUCAGAUAUUUUAGACAGCACUCAACAUCAAUUAAAAUUAGAGAAGAGUAAUAUUCUUCUAUUAGGCCCUACCGGGUCAGGAAAAACUCUGUUAGCUCAAACAAUAGCCCAGUGUUUAGAUGUACCCUUUGCUAUUUGCGAUUGUACGACUCUCACUCAAGCUGGAUAUGUCGGUGAGGACAUCGAGAGUGUAAUAGCUAAAUUACUGCAAGAUGCAAACUAUAUAGUCGAAAGAGCUCAAAUGGGUAUUGUAUUUUUGGACGAGGUUGAUAAAAUUGGCGCAGUACCCGGAAUCCAUCAGUUACGUGACGUAGGUGGUGAAGGUGUACAACAGGGUAUGCUAAAAAUGUUGGAAGGUACUAUCGUCAAUGUACCGGAAAGAAAUAGUUCACGUAAAUUACGUGGUGAUACAUUACAAGUUGAUACAACAAAUAUUCUGUUUGUUGCGUCCGGAGCUUACAAUGGCCUUGACAGGCUCGUGUCGCGACGUAAAAAUGAAAAAUAUCUUGGUUUUGGUGCUGCACCAGCAACUGAAAAUCCUGGUAGAAGAGCAGCAUCAUUAGCUGAUGUUGCCAAUAUGUCACCAUCAACUGAAGAUGAUAAUAAAGAAAAAGAUGUUUUGUUAAGACAAGUUGAAGCACGAGAUCUUAUUGACUUUGGAAUGAUUCCUGAGUUUGUUGGAAGGUUUCCUAUUUUGGUGCCUUUCCAUACGCUUGACAGAAAAAUGCUCGUAAGAAUUUUAACUGAACCCAGCAAUGCCAUGGUCCCACAGUAUCAAAUGCUGUUUUCAAUGGACAAGGUUGAUUUAACAUUUACAAACGAAGCCCUUGAUGCAAUAGCGGCGCUUGCAAUGGAUAGAAAAACAGGAGCCAGAGGACUUCGUGCUAUCAUGGAGUCACUUUUACUAGAGCCAAUGUUUGAUGUACCCGGUAGUGAUGUUUUGAGUGUACACGUUACUGAAUCAUCUGUUGGUGGUAAAGAUAAACCUCAAUAUGUAAGAAGAGGUGACUCAACAACUGAAGAAGACCCUCAACAAGAACAACAAGCACAGCAUGUGAAUAAUUGAAAUUUACAGUAAGAGGUGUAAUGCCUCAUGUUAAAUAAUAAUUUUUUUUUUUAAUUAAAUAAAGAUAUUUAACAAAUUGUGCGCGUAAUUAUCGAAAUAAAAUUUUAAUUUUAAAAUAAAAAAU